Messenger RNA from Cydia fagiglandana, 1485 nucleotides. Its product is annotated as PRADC1-like protein. Bases 102 to 746 code for a protein of 214 amino acids. The transcript has 5 exons. The record is from RefSeq and is a predicted model, not a curated record. NCBI's taxonomy places the organism in Eukaryota, Metazoa, Arthropoda, Insecta, Lepidoptera, Tortricidae.
UUGGCUAAGUAGGCGAAGAAUUUAACCAGUCUAUUUUUCUCAAUUGCGAAUGAUUCUUGGAAUAUCAUAAAUCAUAAUUAUGUUUCAAAGAACAAUCGGCAAUGCUGUUUCUUAAUAUGUUGACUUUAUUUAAGUCCUUCACCAUGUUACAUUUAUUGUUAUUGCUGAUGUGUACUUCAUAUGUUUCACCUGGUGCAAAUGAUCUCCAUUUCUAUGACGGCUCUUCAACGGCUGACAUCAUUGCUGGAGAUGUUUUCUUCGAGAUUGUGGACCCCCCUGAGUUGAGCUACUCCUUUCGGAUUCGGCCAGCUAAAGAUUUUGGUGCUCCUUUUAACCAGAGCUUUCACUUCGAAAAAGCCCGUUUAGUGCCAACUGUCCCCAUCCAUAGUUGCUCAGAUAUUUUGAAUACUGAUGAGCUUACCGGCCAUAUUGCGUUGUCUGAGAGAGGUGAAUGUUCAUUCGUAUUCAAGACUGUGAAGGCCCAGCAGGCUGGUGCCAGAGCGAUGAUCAUCACGGAGUCUGUGGACAAGUGGGAGGACUCAAUGGACCAUCUCAUUGAAAUGGUGGAUGACAGGAUGGAUACAGAAGUAAACAUCCCUGCAGGUUUCCUGCUCGGCCGCAGUGGCGCCACCAUCCUGCGAACGCUGCGCCGGCUCAAGAGGAACCACGCGGUCAUCAACCUGCCCGUCAAUAUGACGCACGUACCUAUUAGCAAAAUGAACCAACCCCCUUGGAUCGCGUGGUAAAGCUUACUUUGUACAUAGCAAGAAUGUACCUUUUGGUAUUUAGAAGGUUGUUCAGGCGAUAUACAAUAUUAUGAAAUUAUUAAUAUGAAGGCCUGUCUCCAUAUUGCGCGGCAAACUAUCGAACAUUGGCUCGCGAGGCAGCCGCGCGCAAUGGAUACCGGGUUGGCUCACGAGCCAACUCGAUCAGAUCGAGUAGCCCGACCUAGUGACAUUAGACAUCUAUUUGUAUAGAUAAAGUUAAAAUCAACGAAUAAUUAAACUAAUUAAUAGUAAGAGGUGUAGUCUUCAAAAUAUUGGUUUUUCGAAUUUCUGAGCUAGUGAUGGUUACGUGGUACAAACAGCAUCACUCCUAACUGUCAAUCAUUCUAUAUGGUCGACCUUAUUACAAAAGGCAUAAGGUCCACCGAUGUAGAGUUAACAGUGUGGGCGAUGGUACCUUGGGUUGUCAAUUGUUGACAUUUUAUAUACAUUUCGGCUACUACAAAACAUGGCGUCUUAUAGCGCCAUCUAGUUCAGCUUGUAAACUCUGUGCGAAGUGUGUGGUGAAUUAAUACAAACAUGCACACAGCUAAAUGCGUGUUUGAGUAAAUUAAUAUUCGAGUUAAAAAAUACAAGAAGUAUUUGACUGAGAUUUCUAUAGUAACGUAUUCUACCUACUUAUCCUACUUAUUCAUAGAAAAUACAUGAAUUAUCUUAUUAGACCGGGAGAUAGUGACACAUUUUACUGGAUCAUUUGUAC